ACUUCUUCCAGCAGGUCCCCUUCAGUCAAGAUGUGGUCCUCAGCAGUCACUGCAGUGGGGGUGCUCAGCCUCCUGGCCUGGUCAGACCCCAGCCCUCUUCCGCGGUCCCAGGAAAGGGCAUCCAUUUUCUCUGACUUGACCCCAGAGGAACACAGGGCUGUCCGGACCUUCCUGAUGAGCCGCCCAGAACUGGAGCUAAAGCCCAGCACGGGGGGCUCGCUGGCCAAAAACAGCCUCUUCCUGGUAGAGCUUUUAGCCCCCAAGAAAAGCCAGGCCUUAAGCUACCUCGACUUGGGUGGCCGCCGACCCAGGCGCCGGGCCCGAGCGGUGGUGUUCCUCGGCACUGGCGACCAGCCCAGAGUCAUGGAGUACGUCGUGGGGCCGCUGCCCAUGCCGACCUUCUACCGGCCUUACGGCCGACCCGUGCCGUACACAGCCCGGCCGAUGACGCAGCUGGAGUAUGAGCUGCUCUAUUGCAGGCUGGGGGAGCUCCUGGCCCCUCUGGAACGGUUUCUGCAGGACAUCUCGGGAUUCGGCGUGGGCGACUGCGAGGACCGGUGCCUGACGUUCACGGACGUUGCACCCCGUGGCCUGGCAUCUGGGGAGCGGCGGACGUGGGUCAUGAUGCAGCGCUUCACGGAGGGCUAUUUCCUGCACCCGGUGGGCCUGGAAGUCCUCAUCAGCCACAGAGAGCUCGAUCCGCGCCUCUGGGCGGUGCAGAAGGUGUGGUACAACGGGCAGUACUUCGACAGCCCCGAGGAACUAGCCCAGCGAUAUGCGCAAGGCGCGGUGGCCACGGUCACCCUGCCUCCUCACCCAGAGCAGAGCUUCUACUCCACCUUUGUGCCGCGAGGGCACUUCACCGCCGGCCCUCCGAUCGACACGCACGGUGCCAAAGUGUGCGAGACGCAGGGCCGUCAUUUCCACCUGCAGGGCAGCCUGCUGGAGUACAGCGGCUGGAGCUUGGCUUUCCGGCUGCGCAGCUCCACUGGCCUGCAGCUCUUCGACGUGCGCUUCAAUGGCGAGCGCAUCGCUUACGAACUGAGCAUCCAGGAGGCCAUUGCCUUCUAUGGAGGCAACUCGCCCGCAGCCAUGCAGACCAAGUACAUCGAUGUUGGGUGGGGGAUGGGUGCCGUCACACAUGAACUGGCGCCCGGCAUCGACUGCCCCGAAGUGGCUGCCUUCGUGGAUGCCUACCACCAGUACGACGCCGACGGGCCGGUCCGCUUCCCCCGUGCCAUCUGCAUCUUUGAGCUGCCCACCGGAGUGCCAUUGAGGCGCCAUUUUGACAGCGACUUCCACGGUGGCUCCUACUUCUAUGGCGGCUUGGAGGGCCACGCGCUCGUGCUGCGCACCACGUCCACUGUGUACAACUAUGACUACAUCUGGGACUUCCUGCUCUUCCCCAACGGAGUGCUGGAGGCGAAGGUCCAUGCCACGGGCUACGUCCACGCCUCCUUCUACACGCCAGAGGGGAUCCGAUACGGCACCCGUAUCCAGGCCCACGUGCUGGGCAACGUCCACACUCACUUGGUCCAUUACAAGGUCGACUUGGACGUUGCAGGUGCCGGGAACAGCUUCGAGACGGUGGACAUCGCCUUCGAGAACAUCUCCCUCCCCUGGGAGCCCAGCCAGUGGCUAGUGCAGCCUUACCUGGAGCGCCAGCCGCGCCUGCGGGAGAGCCAGGCCGCCUUCCCCUUCGGCAAGCCGCUGCCGCGCUACCUCAUGGUCCGCAAUCCGGGCCAGCGGAACCGCUGGGGCCACCAGCGCAGCUACCGCAUCCAGCCCAGCUCCCACGCCAGCCGCGUCCUGCCGCGCAACUGGAAGGAGGAGAAGGGCGUCUCCUGGAGCAGGUACCACUUGGCCGUGACUCGGCACCACGAGAACGAGGACACCAGCAGCAGCCUCUACGCGCAGAACGAGCCCUGGGCGCCCAGCGUCGCCUUCGAGGACUUCCUCCGCAACGACGAGAGCCUGGAGAACCAGGACCUGGUGGCCUGGGUGACGGUGGGCUUCCUCCACAUCCCGCACGCGGAGGACGUGCCCAGCACGGCCACGCCUGGCAACGUGGUCGGCUUCUACCUGCGCCCCUUCAACUUCUUCGACGAGGACCCGUCGAUGGCGUCCAGGCGCACGGUCAUUGUGCGCCCGGUCAAGCCCGGCAGCAAGGAGGCGGUGCACGUCCAGCGCUGGACCCCCAACAGCCCCGGGCCCUGCGUCUCGGAAGAGGCCUUCCGCUACAACGGCACCUACAACCAGGCGUAGCUCAGCCUCCCAGAGGU
Molecule: messenger RNA, 2282 nt
Organism: Elgaria multicarinata webbii
Lineage: Eukaryota; Metazoa; Chordata; Lepidosauria; Squamata; Anguidae
Gene: AOC1
Product: amine oxidase copper containing 1
Exons: 4
Coding region: 31-2265 (744 amino acids)
Biological process (GO): amine metabolic process; response to antibiotic
Cellular component (GO): plasma membrane
Molecular function (GO): copper ion binding; diamine oxidase activity; quinone binding
Source: RefSeq, a predicted model, not a curated record